UCCACAUUCCCAAAAUUCACGCGCAAAUACUGAAACAAAUCACAACUAUUUUUUACCAUCUCUAGCUAGAGAGAGAGAGAGAGAAGAAGAAACAACAAUUAUCUGAGGAGAAGAAUUUUUUUGUUUUUGUUGGCUUCAGAAAUGGCGACUGGAAGAGUAGAUCUGGACGGAAAUCCGAUAAAGCCGAUGACGAUAUGCAUGAUCGGCGCCGGAGGUUUCAUCGGCUCGCAUCUCUGCGAGAAGCUGUUGACGGAGACGCCGCACAAGGUUCUCGCCGUUGAUGUUUACAAUGACAAAAUCAAGCACCUCCUCGAGCCUUCCACGGCGGAGUGGGCCGAUCGCAUCCAGUUCCACCGCCUUAACAUCAAAAACGAUUCUCGCCUCGAAGGCCUCAUCCGCAUGGCAGAUCUCACCAUAAAUCUUGCGGCUAUAUGUACCCCAGCAGAUUAUAACACACGCCCUCUUGACACAAUUUACAGCAACUUCAUUGAUGCUCUCCCUGUGGUUAAAUACUGCUCGGAAAAUAACAAGCGCCUUAUACAUUUCUCCACUUGUGAAGUAUACGGGAAAACUAUUGGUUGCUUUUUACCCAAAGAUAGUCCGUUACGGCAGGACCCCGAGUACUAUGUUCUUAAGGAGGAUACAUCCCCUUGCAUUUUCGGCCCAAUUGAUAAGCAGAGGUGGUCAUAUGCCUGUGCCAAGCAGUUAAUUGAGAGAUUGGUUUACGCUGAGGGUGCUGAGAAUGGUCUUGAGUUCACAAUUGUGAGGCCCUUCAACUGGAUUGGUCCCAGAAUGGAUUUCAUCCCCGGAAUUGAUGGUCCAAGCGAAGGUGUUCCAAGAGUUCUUGCUUGCUUUAGCAAUAAUCUCUUAAGGGGUGAACCACUGAAGCUUGUUGAUGGUGGCGAAUCACAGAGAACUUUCGUUUAUAUCAAGGAUGCCAUUGAAGCUGUUCUUCUGAUGAUUGAAAAUCCUGCCAGGGCUAAUGGUCAUAUAUUUAACGUGGGCAACCCCGAUAAUGAAGUUACAGUCAGGCAGCUCGCCGAAAUGAUGACUAAGGUGUACUCAAAGGUUAGCGGAGAACCUUCACUAGAUUCACCUACCAUUGAUGUGAGCUCGAAAGAAUUUUACGGAGAAGGGUACGAUGAUAGUGACAAGAGAAUUCCAGACAUGACCAUAAUCAACAGACAACUUGGAUGGAACCCUAAGACGUCGCUUUGGGACUUGCUGGAGUCGACUCUUACUUACCAACACAGGACGUAUGCUGAAGCAGUGAAGAAGGCUACUUCACAAGCUGCAGCGAAUUAAGGAAAAAAAAAGAACGAUGUUUGGUUUUGAUUCAUUUUCAAGGAUUUUUUAUUUCCAUAUAUGAUACGGUUCCUUACUCCGAUACGCCGCGCACACGUGAUUCUUUUGUCUCUUUGAGUGUCUCUAUCUUAGUCUCGUACACAGCUCACUACUGUAAUGAUUCUCCUCCUCGUGUAUGUCUGUCUAAUAUCUUUGGAAAGUCGUUAUUAGGCAGUCUAUUACUACUAGUACUACAUUAUAUUUUUGUUGUGAUGUGCUGCUGCUUAAAACAAUAUUCUGGAUAUCGUACGAGGAUAAAGAAAGUAGUAUUUGCUCGUUCGAGGUUUCUGUUU
Erythranthe guttata (spotted monkey flower) is the source of this 1637-nucleotide messenger RNA. RefSeq names its product UDP-D-apiose/UDP-D-xylose synthase 2. The record is from RefSeq and is a predicted model, not a curated record. NCBI's taxonomy places the organism in Eukaryota, Viridiplantae, Streptophyta, Magnoliopsida, Lamiales, Phrymaceae. Gene Ontology annotation, molecular function: carboxy-lyase activity.